Labeo rohita (rohu) is the source of this 1470-nucleotide messenger RNA. It is a transcript of the gene ciapin1, whose product is annotated as cytokine induced apoptosis inhibitor 1. Bases 133 to 1068 code for a protein of 311 amino acids. NCBI's taxonomy places the organism in Eukaryota, Metazoa, Chordata, Actinopteri, Cypriniformes, Cyprinidae. Gene Ontology annotation, biological process: iron-sulfur cluster assembly. Gene Ontology annotation, cellular component: cytoplasm. Gene Ontology annotation, molecular function: iron-sulfur cluster binding. The transcript has 9 exons. The record is from RefSeq and is a predicted model, not a curated record.
UACGCUUUUAUUCUAGAAACAGCAAUGUCAUCAUUUCAGUGCGACGCCUACAUGCGAUAAGCAGUGACAUUAUAGCCGCGACGUCCAUUGUGACCAAGGUUGGAACACAUUCUUUGACGCGAUAAACAGGUGAUGGCAGACCUUGGAGUAAAAGAGGGGGACCGGGUGCUACUGAUAUGGACUCAGCCAACAUCUUCCACUGCACUGAAGGAGUUUGCUGAAAGCAUUGGCUCUGUUGUUGGUAACCAGAGUCUGGUGUCUUUGGAGAACAUGGAGAGACUACAGUUUUCUUCUCAUGCAGCUUCAAGUUAUGACUGCGUUCUCUCGGGCCUGCAGACCGACAGCUCACCAAUCCACAGUUCAGAAAUGCUGGCUGAGAUUGCCAGAGUGAUGAAACCUGGUGGCAAACUUGUGCUAGAAGAGGCAGUAACAGGUUCUGAGGAUAAUAGUGUGAAAACCGCUGGGAAACUGUUGUCAGCGCUUAAACUGUCUGGAUUAGUAUCUGUCACUGAGGUGAAGACGGAGGCGUUGAGCCAAGAAGCAGCUGCAGCUCUGAAAGAACGCACAGGGUUCCAGGGAAACACAGUUUUAAGGGUGCGCGUUUCAGCAUCGAAACCUAACUUUGAGGUCGGGUCCUCGACGCAACUGAAACUUUCUUUUGGCAAGAAAACCACUACAACAGAGAAACCAGCUCUUGAUCCAAGCACGGCACAAAAGUGGACUCUCUCAGCCAAUGAUAUGGAUGACGAUGAUGUGGAUUUGGUAGAUUCAGAUGCACUUUUGGAUGCUGAUGAUCUGAAAAAGCCUGACCCGUCCUCCCUCAAAGCUCCCUGCGGAGAUGACUCCAAUAAGAAAAAGAAGGCCUGCAAAAAUUGCACAUGUGGUCUUGCCGAAGAAUUGGAAAAGGAGAGUAAAGCAGCUCAGAAAGCCAGCCAGCCCAAAUCAGCCUGUGGAAGUUGUUAUCUGGGCGAUGCUUUCCGAUGUGCCAGCUGUCCAUAUUUAGGCAUGCCUGCCUUCAAACCUGGAGAGAAGGUUCUGCUAGCCAACACUGAUAUAGCUGAUGCAUAGAAACUCACUUUUGAGAUAUUACAUUCCGUUAUCAUUCUGCAACAUCGAGGCCCAGAUUACAUUUCCAUCUGGUGUAAUCAACUGGGAUGUAGUUCAGAGUGUCAUUUGCCAACUGAACGAACUAAAUACCAUAAAUACAACAAAAAUGAAAAGGUUAUGCACUGGUUGGUUGCAAAUGUCUCUUUCCAUCACUGUUAACUGUCAAAUAUUAUUCAGAGAGAUCACUGAAAUAUCCAAAGUAUGAAUAAGUCUCAUCUUCAUGUAUAAGAACAGAAGCUCUACUUUGAGUAUAAUGUCUUUUAUUUGAAAAUCCAAAGCAGUUAUGUAUUUUGCCUUCUGUGUAGAAUAAGGUGAUUAUUUUAAGCUAAAAUCAAAUGCUUAAUAAAAUUUGUUUAAAUAACA